AUGUCUAACGACGAUGAUUCCGGCGGAUGGCAGCUGACAGAAUCGGAUCCGGGUGUAUUCACUGAGCUUCUGAAAACGCUAGGCACCCCAUAUAUCGUGGACGACCUCUACUCCCUCGAACCCGAGUCCCUGGCCCAGCUCCAGCCCAUCCGUGCCCUCAUCUUUCUCUUCAAAUGGCUUCCUACGUCUGGAACCGAACCCCGCCCCACUGCAGGCCAGCCUAACACAGACUUCACUGGUUUCUUCGCGCACCAGACCGUCAACAAUGCGUGUGCAACGUUGGCCGUGAUGAACGCACUCGGCAACAUCCCUUCCCUCGUGUCAGGGCCCCAGCUCGCUGACCUCUUCAGCUUCACCGUUGGAAUGGACCCCCAAACGUGUGGCAUGGCCGUAACCAGUGCUGAUUGGCUGCGAGAAGCACACAACUCCCUCUCUCCACCCAGCGCUAUUUCUCUCGAUGGCCUUGGCCUUCCUAAAACAAGCGAAGAUGCUUAUCACUUCGUGGUAUACCUGCCAAUAAACGGCCAUGUCUAUGAAAUGGACGGGCUCCAACAACACCCGCUGAAACAUGGCGCGUAUCAGGAUGGCGGCGAAGGCUGGUUAAGCGUUGCGAGAGAGGUGAUCGAGAAUCGUAUAGCGACCUAUCCGACUGGUGCACUUGAGUUCAGCCUACUUGCCUUGAGAGACGAUCCAAUCCCUCAAAUGGAAGCUCAACUCAGGGCAUGUCAGGAAUCCGGCCGCGAGUCGGACGCCAACGAAGUCAUGGUGAAGAUUUCGAACGAGAACUCAAAACGAGAGAGAUGGGCGUUCGAGAACUCUCUACGUCGGCACAACCACAUGGGCAUGGUUCAUGCCCUUCUCUUAUCUCUUGCAAAGGCAGGAAAAUUGGAGGGGGCGACGGAGAGUGCAAAGAAAGCCAUGCAGGAACGCAUGGCAAGGCGGAGAGAGAUGGGUAUGAGUGACAUGGAUGAGGAUUGA
Molecule: messenger RNA, 978 nt
Organism: Coniophora puteana RWD-64-598 SS2
Lineage: Eukaryota; Fungi; Basidiomycota; Agaricomycetes; Boletales; Coniophoraceae
Exons: 5
Coding region: 1-978 (325 amino acids)
Biological process (GO): ubiquitin-dependent protein catabolic process; protein deubiquitination
Cellular component (GO): cytoplasm
Molecular function (GO): cysteine-type deubiquitinase activity
Source: RefSeq, a predicted model, not a curated record